CUUAGUAAUCAUCAACAACAUCAUUCAUCGAUAUUUGUGUGUCUAGUUGUACCAAGGGUGUAAUAGACAUCGUUCUUUGACCUCAAGAGUGCCAUGUGCGGUUAAUCGCGGCUGAUAGAGACCUCGAGAUUUCUGGCCGAUAUCGCCACUCUGUUUACUGUGUGUAGGCCACUCAACAGGCACGCGACUGGACGCGUUGCAACGUUCAUAUAUCGUCGAAGUUGACAUAGAAAAGCCAUUGCAAGUUUGGAUAUAUUUGCCCGUUUGGAUCCGUUUAGAGAUAUCGGCAGCCUUGGAUGAGCCUCCCGAAAUUGGGCCCUCCCCUCCAAGCACCAAGAUGAUACAAACGACACUCGUCGAGACUAAUGCCCCAGAAACAUCAACCUCCUCAACCAACGAUGGAUAUACCUUCAAAUGGCCACUAACAUGCAAACGCCCGCGCAAGCUCGGCGAUUGGUUUAAUUACUCACAGUUCCGCUAUCCGAGCGGUAAAUCCCCCACAUUAUUCUACUGCACGAGCCUAAAACGCUCUGAAGAAGUCGCGCAGAUGUUCAUGAACGAGCCCAUCCUUGGCUUCGAUAUGGAAUGGCAAGGCGAUCCAAAACGCCGCCAUACGAUCAAAGACGAGAUCUCAGUGAUCCAGCUUGCGUGUGAGAGCAAAAUCGCUGUGUUUCACGUUGCAGCUCAUCAAGGGAGCACUGUAGCGGACAUCGUUGCGCCUACACUGAGGACUAUUUUGGAAAGUGCAAAGAUUGUGAAGGUUGGUGUGGCGGUGAUGAAUGCCGACUUCAGCCGUCUGAGGAAGUCUUUCGACUUAAAACCACGCGCAGGAUUUGAAUUGAGCCGGCUAUAUCGGCUUGUGAAGUUUGGCGGAAAGCAUCUUUGCACGACGGACGAGGAGAAGCGCAAGAAGGGGCUAAAGGAGCUAUCCACAAAGCUCGUGGCUUUUGACACACAGGUCCAAGAAAUCAUGGGGUUGAAGCUUUACAAGGGCAAUGUGAGGACGAGCCACUGGAACAAUCCGCGGCCGCUGAGCUUCGAGCAGCAGAAGUAUGCUGCAAACGAUGCAUAUGCCGGAUUCGUGUUAUAUCACUGCAUGGACGCGAAGAGGACGGAGAUGGACCCUGUGCCCGGGUUACCGCUUCUGUGCGAUGAUGCGGACGCUCUGGGUGGACUUUCUCGUAUUAAGGGCUUACGCCUGAUGCCGGGGAAGGCUGGGGGAACAGCUCUGUCUGCUGAGGAAUUUUGGCCGGCUCCUGAACCGCCGAAAGCCGAGAUAUACGGAGAGUCGUCCGUGGAACAACAUCAGGUGAUUAAUCUGACGGAAGACGGUUCUCAACCGCAGACGGGCGCCCCGAACACGCAGGAGAGAGCACGUCAGCCCAAGGAGAAAACAAGGGACGCUCGUCCGGACCUGACUCCGUUAGAGCGCCAGCUAUACGGCGAAUUAGCAAGCUGUCGGUUCAAGCAGCAGUCAGCGCACGGAUUUCACAAGGCAUUCAUGGUCGCACCGAAUACUGUUCUCCAGGAUCUUGCCUUUUUCCAGCCCACCAAAUUAGAACAUCUCAGUCAACUUAAGGGUAUCGGUCCGAAAAAGAUAGAACAAUUCGGAUCUCAGUGGAUUGAAAUCAUCAUCAAAUUUCGCUCUGCAAAGGGCAUCACAGCUGUGGCGGAAUUGCCUUACAAAAUACUACAUCGUAAAAUGAGCCCGAGCAAGACCGAGGUGCUUCCGAAUGCCUCCGCUCCUAAGUCAUCACCGCUCCCCUCUCUUGAUAGCAUACUCCAACAACGCUCGAGGGUCCGAGAGAGGAGUCCUCUUUCGGCGCUUGAUCGAUCGGAAAGCUCUUCACCCGCCUGCGACAAUCCGGUCCAGAUCAAGGCGCAACGCACCGCGGAAGCCCUAUCGACGGUGGAAGAUGUGGUCCGAAAUCUUGUGGACAAUCGUAGUGCUUCCUACAAUCCACCACAGCGUGUUCCGCAGCCUGCAAUUAGCCAGACUCCAGUAACAUCACAACCUCCCCAAUUACACACAGGGCUCUCCUUCGCACUCGAAGAGACGGCAAUCGAAGAUCUCGAAUCCUAUUCUGAGCUGUUCAGUGACACAAUUGACACACCCCAGGAGUCGCCAUCAAAUUCGGCCCUCGAACGGCGAACACGGAAGCGCCGCAAGACAGAAGUCGAACGGCUUGCAGAUUGAGAGUUAGACGCGUUUGUAACCACUGAUGUGAUCUAGUAGACGAUUAAGUCAUUCUUUUGACCAAGGUUGAUCGGUCUAAACGCCAUGAUUUUAAAGCUAGAGCUCUAUCGAAUUGGCACGGAAGGCUCCUGAUAUAAGAACGGAAGGCCAACAUAGGUGUUUGUGCGGUACGAUGUAAAUGAUGGUGUCGUCCUGUCGAUUAUGUAGCUCGAAUAUCCGAUACCCACAUAUGACAUGCUAAUACAGCUUUGAUGAUACUAUCUCCAGAUCGCCGCAUGAGGCUUGUGAUACUAAAAAGAUUGGUUCAUAAUCACAAGUCACCAGCGACAAUGCUCAUGUAAAUCCCCCAAAGGACACCGCAGAAGCUUAGGAAAACGAUACGUUUCUCGACCGGAAUCCAUGUGGUGCUGACAAAAUUGGCGAUCGGCCAUACUUUGUA
Pseudovirgaria hyperparasitica is the source of this 2636-nucleotide messenger RNA. Its product is annotated as ribonuclease H-like protein. Gene Ontology annotation, cellular component: cytoplasm; nucleus. The transcript has a single exon. Gene Ontology annotation, molecular function: nucleic acid binding; nucleotide binding; 3'-5' exonuclease activity. The record is from RefSeq and is a predicted model, not a curated record. Gene Ontology annotation, biological process: nucleobase-containing compound metabolic process. The coding region runs from base 338 to 2197 and encodes 619 amino acids. Lineage: Eukaryota; Fungi; Ascomycota; Dothideomycetes; Acrospermales; Acrospermaceae.